AUGGCGUGUUUGUUUCUAAGGCGUGACGUGUUUGUGUCUCAGGUGUGGCGUUCGGUGGGCUGGCGUCUCAUCGCUCUUUCCAUCUCUCUGUACGGUCUCCUCUACCUGUACGAGAAACUCACCUGGACCGACGCCAGCAGAGAGCGCGUUCUGAAGCAGCAGUUUGUGGAGCAUGCCACCCACCGCCUGAGAGCCGUCAUCCCCGUCUGCAGCUCCGCCUGCAGCCAGCAGGUGUACAAGGAGCUGUCGUCCACAUUCAGCCGUCUGACUCAGAGAGUCGAUCUGAGUGAAGCUGAGCUGGAGGGAAACAUCCGGCAGCUGAGCUUCAGGAUCCAGAGACUGGAGAACAUCCAGAGGAGGUCCAAGGCCUUCAGGAACAGAGCCACGGAGCUGGAGACUCAGCUGGAGGCCUUUUCUGUUCAGUACCUGCAGGGAAACUGAAGUGAGCGGCGCC
Molecule: messenger RNA, 454 nt
Organism: Micropterus salmoides (largemouth bass)
Lineage: Eukaryota; Metazoa; Chordata; Actinopteri; Centrarchiformes; Centrarchidae
Product: mitofusin-1-like
Exons: 3
Coding region: 1-441 (146 amino acids)
Biological process (GO): mitochondrial fusion; mitochondrion localization
Cellular component (GO): mitochondrial outer membrane
Molecular function (GO): GTPase activity
Source: RefSeq, a predicted model, not a curated record